Dermacentor andersoni is the source of this 5042-nucleotide messenger RNA. Its product is annotated as plasma kallikrein-like. Gene Ontology annotation, biological process: proteolysis. The record is from RefSeq and is a predicted model, not a curated record. Gene Ontology annotation, molecular function: serine-type endopeptidase activity. Lineage: Eukaryota; Metazoa; Arthropoda; Arachnida; Ixodida; Ixodidae.
CGUCAAUCGACGCCCUCUCGAGCCUCUGUUUCUAAAUGUUGCUCCAAAGGUUGUGUGCCCUUGUUUCUCUAACGUCCAUUGUCUUACGGAUGCAUCACCCGCUCCCUCUACCAACUUCUCUCUUUCUCUGCCUUUCUCGCCCCCGCACUGGUCUCUCUUGGUUCGCGCCACCGUGAAGCCGGAGCUGCGCCUGUUGUGCGAUGCCCGUCGCAACAGUGGGAAGAGCCUGCGAUAACCUUCCCCGCUCUCUCCCUCGACCCCCUCCCUGAGGAACCUCUCACUUCGCCCGCAGUCAUGAGCUAGGCCCCGAUACGUUCGGCACCUGUUGCUCGAGGGACGCGUCGAAAAAGGCGCCGUAAAUUUGAAGAACGGACGCUUUUCACUCGGUCGAUCAGUCUUCGCACGCUUCCAUUUGGACCGAUCGUCAUCUCGCUUCGGAUCGACCGCACGUCAGCCUACCGCCGAGCACAAGAAGCGCCUGUCCUCGAAAACAGCAACCGAGCAACCACGUCACAAACAGUUGUUGCAGGCCUCUCGAUCUUUCUUUCUUUUUUCUGUUACACGCCGACAAUCGUGCAAGGCCCUAGGGGAGGCUUUCAAGAACUCUUCAUUGUUGGGUUGUGCUGGUGGCAGCUUCCUGUGGAAACAGCUGAGGCACCCAGAAGUGUGGACGGCUUCAUUUUUGGCUUGUGGCGGCGGGGUUCUAAGGAAAUCAGAGACAGACCUUGUUCUCGGCCUGACUUUUCAUCUGUGUCAAGGUCAAAGUUGCCAUGAGGUGCUCUUUCUACAUGUGAUAGUUUUAUUUUUGUCGGUAGGGCUUGUUGAUUUCUUCGCAACAGUGGUCGCCGUGGACGGCGUGCUGGAAACGCCUGAUUUUUUUCCCUGAACUUCUGCAUUUUCUUCGCGGAUGUCAGUGACAUAACAUUGGAGUAGUGUGUAGCUGGAAACGACACCGCCUGUUGAUUUUUCAUCAAAGAUCUCCAUACGGAAAAGGAAACCCGUAUUUUUUUCAAGGAGUCCAGGCUGGCGAGCAAAACUCGCACAACACCAUGAUUCAUGUCUUCCUUGGAGUGAACCUACUACUGGGAACUUUCCGGUUGAUGUCUGCGGAGGAAUUACAAAUAAAUAGUCCAGAAUGCGGAUUGUCAGAGCCUUCAAAAAGAAUCGUGAAUGGCAAGGCAGCGCAAGAAGACCAGUUCCCGUGGAUGGUUUUCCUGAGGGUGUUCUUCCCGGGUCAGGCCACGAGAUGCGGAGGGAGCAUCAUAACAAAACGACACGUGCUGACGGCGGGACAUUGUACGCUGCUAAACGAGGAGGAGGCCCUGAAGAUCGACGUCAUCUACGGCAGCAAUGACAUUCACAAGGGAACGACACUGCGGGCCUUGAAGAUGAUCCGGCACCCGCAAUUUGACGCUGCUAAGUUCCUCUACGACAUCGCCAUUCUUCUGGUGGAGAAAGAAAUCCAAUACGGAAACGGUGCGAAGCCAAUAUGUCUUCCGUCUGCCCCUGUGAAUAUCUUCAACUCGGACGUCGUCGUUGCUGGCUGGGGCUUCCUCUCGCAAGACGGCAAAGCGGUGGAUUAUCUUCGAUACACUGUCGUUAAGGUGGUACCCAACGCACGCUGUGAGGACAAGUUCCAGCACACGGGCUACCGGAAGGAACUCAUGUAUUGUGCAUACAGGCUGAACACCGAUGCCUGUCAGGGAGACUCCGGAGGACCCCUGAUGACGCGUGUCCAGGACGGCCGCUACCUCCAAGUGGGCAUCGUAUCAUACGGCAUCGGCUGUGCUCUGGACGACAUGCCUGGAGUGUACGCGCGCCUGGAAGCCCUCGUUCCCUGGUUAUUGCAAAUCAUCGGCUCUUACGACAACUACAGGGACCUCAAGACAGAGGACGUUUCGUAGAAGUCGAACUGGAAGGUGUCCAAGCAGGGCUGGUUGUCGACCCUCCGUAUAAUUCUAAAGCAGCUUCCCCGUAAAGUGGUCUGCCAAACUAAUGGCAAACAUUUUUCGUAAACAGCGCGUACGACCGCAAUUUGUUCGUGUUAUCACGUUGAAAAUGUUCACGUAGCUUUCGUUGACACUGCAGCAAGGACAAGCUCCAACAUAUUCAGCUAGUACUCCGUCCUGGUUAUAACAAUUAGUGGUGCCGCCAUUUUUUUUAAUUCUUGCAGCAAAUGAGUAAUGCGGAAAAGCGCACUUGAGAAUUACGAAACGGUUCUAUUCUGCGAACGACAUUGUUUUAUCCCUACAGAUGUACAUUAGUUGUUACGCAAUAGUAGUAAAAUGCGCGCUGUCAUAAUGUUCAGCAGACCUGAAGGGCGUAAAAGAAUGGCAGAAAUUCUAAAGAGCAACUAGCAGCCUCCAACGUGAGAACAACGGGAGUACUUGCAGCUCCUGUGUACGAGGAACUACUUGUGGGCUUCUUAACUCUCUUUUGGGGAGUUUCGGUUCUCUCCAAUGAUUUAUGAUCUCCAAGCAUUACAAUGGCGAAAGAAACUACUGCCGAAAAGGGAGUCAAGUCUGCGGGAAAAAAAUAACUCUCAGAAGAAAUUGCCCCUCUCCUUUUGCCCUAAGAGUGUUACGAACACAAAAAAACGGAGCAAAGGUAUCGAAAUGCCAAGAGAAACACUUUCGCUGAAUGGUUCCUAGUAGAAGCUUGCGUUUGUAUCCAGCCCUGCAGCAGUUGUGUGUCAUUGCACGAAGCGUUGACAGUGCAGGUUCUAGAAUUAAUACGCGUUGCGUAUACUUAUCAAGUACACUGCAGGACUAACACUGCUACUAAGACAGGUUGCAGCUUCCCGAAAGCGACUCUCAUCGCCAUUGGGUCACGUAAUGAAAAGCCAUUUCUGGUGAGGCACUAUGGCACCGGGAUAUAUUCCAUUUAGAUGUCCAUCUCAACGUAUCUUGGCACGUAUGUUUACACAAACACCUAUACCGAAACGACAUAGCCUGGACGUGUUAUUUCUCGUCUAAGUUUAGUUGCCUAUAUUAAGGUAUGUGCUCUCGCUUAUAGACCCUCUGUAACGCUAAAGCCAGGGAUAAAGCGUAAAUAUCGAGUAAGUUACCGUGUCUACGUCAAUUAUUGCUGCCAGCUAUGACCGAUAUUAUAGACUUAUGUGAUUUCACACGUGGUACCAUCCCUCUGAUUUCAUAUCGUACUGAUCGGAAUGAUUCAAGGCUAUUUGCUGUAGCUUUAGUGGGUCUCAUCCACUGAUUCGACAGGGGACGUACCAUGUAGUUUAGCAAGACCUCGCAGCGCCAAUGAAGCUAGGUCUAACAAUGGAGCUAAGGCAGGUUCGUUUUAGGUUAAAAAGAUUACAACUCAACUUGUUUUAUUAAUAGCUACAAGUGCUUGUUCUGUAUUUACCUCUAUUACAUAAGCUCUCAGAUGUACCUGACGGCGUACGUACACUGAAUCUUCUUGGAUUGAUUAUACUAAAUGGAACAAGCAGGAUUUCCGGCACUCACUGUUUUCGAGUGGUGAAUUAAGUGCUAUGGGGCGACAAUUUUCGUGUAAAAUUUAAUUUUUCAAAUUGCCCGUUGCAAAGAACAUAAACCUACUCCUUGAGCUGGAUUCUUCAGAGAGGCGGACACCAGUUGCACAAAGAAAUCUAAACACACAUCUAAUAAAUAAAAGAAAAUCCCCAAUUAACCUCUUUAAAGCACACAUUGCAGUUCUCGAACGGCAGCCUGUGAGUUUGUAAGCCGCAUCCACUUGGAAUAAAUUUGCCGAAUGACACCAGUUUGGAGAUGUUCACCAUCAAACUCGCAGUAAAAUGCGCAGUUGGUCCUCUUACUUUUUAACAAAGCCCUCUUUUAUGCAUUGAAGCACAGUGUUAACUGGACGGCUCAUUUUUUUCAUCACACGCUUUGGGAAACAGUAUGUCGAAACUGGUGUCAUCCUAGAAAUUCAUUUCAAGUGGUUGCGUGUUGCAAAUUCAUCGGCUACAAUUCGUAAAUUGCGAUAUGUGCCGUAGAGUAAUUAAGUGUGAGGUUAAUUAGCUAUUUUUUAACUAAUUGUUCAUCCGUUUAGAAUUCUCGUGCUAGUAAUGCCCGCCUGUUCGAAUAAUUUACCUCAAGCACAAAAAUUAUGCUAUCUGCCACACACGAUCUUAAAAAAUUCCGUAAUACUUUAAAACGGUGACCCUGUAUAAGAGGUUUCUGCCGAGUGUUAGCAGGUUUCAUGAUUUGUUCCUAUCCGCGUAUUCGCAAGAAAAGAACGAAUCACAACAAACGAUCUGUUCAUCUGCAGCAUGCGUUUCAAGUGCUGCAGAUGCUCUGUUUGCUCCAGCAUAGCGGCUUAUUGCUAAAUUGAGAUAAGGUGAGCUGGGGAUGCAUCAGUCGAGAGCACAGUUCCGCCCUUGAGUCGUGAAAAGCCUGGAUGGUGUGGUGAAUUGCAAACUUUUCAAACAUGUAAGCACGAGCAGUCACAUAAAGGCUCGCCCCAAAUCUGUUCAUGGUGGUACUGCAUUGAAAACUGUUCGAGCCAACAUUACAUGACAGUACACGCAGACGCACUUAGUGUUCUCAGCAAUGCUAACUCAAUAGAGAAAGUGCUCCGUCGCAAAGUACGCACACGUGCACUUCACACAUAGAUCUCAGCAACCGUUUAACAAACCUAACUCACCUCUCUAACUUGCAUGGCAGUCCUGACGUACCUUCACUGCCACUAAGCUUUGAAAAAGAUAGAUAGCAAAAUAUCUUUAAAGGUCGUUUUUAAUAACACGGUAAAAUCAUUUGAAGCCGUCCGCUUUCCAAGAAUGCAUUAAGAAAAUUCGGCAGAAUAAACAUGACUUUGUGUUUCUAUACUGAUACAGAAAAAUUGGCACCGUGGCAAAGAUUACUGUACAUGUGACAAGAAGAAAAUUGGAUGCUAGCUCAAGCAUCCUAGGAGAAUGCACCGCACUCAAUUAACGUUAAUGCCUCUCAAUUCGACGAGAGCUGUUGGAAUAUUUUAUGUGUCCGAUUUAUUGUACGUUCUGUAUACGUAUAUAAUUAUCUGUGAAAAAGUUUCAAAUAAAUUUUUGUCUGUGUCGCUGG